Molecule: messenger RNA, 2768 nt
Organism: Frieseomelitta varia
Lineage: Eukaryota; Metazoa; Arthropoda; Insecta; Hymenoptera; Apidae
Product: nose resistant to fluoxetine protein 6-like
Exons: 12
Coding region: 379-2619 (746 amino acids)
Molecular function (GO): acyltransferase activity, transferring groups other than amino-acyl groups
Source: RefSeq, a predicted model, not a curated record
GUCGUUUCACGAUCACUCAUAAAGCUCGCCUUCGGACGAUCAAGCAUUACAGAGUCCGUGAAACAUUCGGUGGCGCACUUCUAAAAAUUGUCUUUCGUUCUCGAUCAUUCGCACUUUCUUCUCCUCCGCGAAACAAGAAAAAAGAAACGCCUUACUGCAACUUACGCUGCACUCAGGACCGCGAUACUGUGAAGUUCGUCUGUGAAGCAACUUCUCUGUUCAAUUUCGUAUUUUCAAGAUCGAAGAUGACUGUUGAAGAAAUCGCGUAGAGUUACUGUGAUCGCUGAUCGUUCGCAAAGUCGAGCAACACAGAGAAAUUUAUCGGCUUGAGUCGUAGCUCUUUUUUUUUUUUUUUUUUUUUUUUUUUUUAUUACAAAAAUGGGAAUAUUUGUUAAAGCAUGGACGAUUAUUCUGCUAGUGAAACUCUCGUACGCCGGGAAAUCGGUCGACGUGAUAACGUCCAGCAGCUUGAACACCCUAGAAGAGGAAGAGAUACUUCGAGUUUUGUCGCAAAAUGAGAGCACGUCGGUGAACAAUUUCACGCUGAUCGAGCUGAUCGACAACCGGAGGAAUCGCACGAUCGAGACGGAGGACACAUGGCACGAGGAAAAGCUGAGUGUUCCACACACCAAUUUCUACUAUGAUGAUUACUCCGAGGAAAUUGAUCGAGAAGCAAGGAGAUUGUUGCAAGUUCUCCCAGCUUUCGACUCUGGCGUUGGACGAGUAAGUCCAGAAUGCAAGAGGCACACUGAAAUCUUUCACAGAGAGCUUGCCAAGUUCACUUUAUGGGCCCUUAAAAUGUACGAUGCAACGGCGAAAAUACCGUCUGGCCUUCUAAACGGAAAUGUAAAUCAAUUUGGCGACUACGACGAGUGCGUUGAAAUCGAAGGAAACGACGGGAUUCAAGGACAAUACUGCUUGGCGUAUCUUCAGUUAAGCGUCGACGAGUCGCGUCUGGAUUUGAAGCAUCUUCAUCGGCUGAUACAUUCUCAUUACGCGUUCAGAAGCAACAUUACCGAUCCUGGACAUCGUGUACCUCGAUUUAAUAUAGUAAAUUGGGCAGUCUGUACACCAGCAUCAUGUAGUUUCAAAGACGUUGAAACGUCUAUUCACGAAAUGCUUACUAGAUACACUUCACAAACUGGUCUAAAAGUUACAGUGAAGGUGAACAAAGAUAUGUGUCAAGUAAAGAAUAAAGAACCUGUACCAAACGAAACUAUAUUUGUUAGCUUGCUCGUCAUGGCUAUAUUUGUCUUAACAAUCGUAGCAGCACUUUAUGAUCAUUACAAAAUACCAGCGAGUGAACUAUUAUUAUCGUUUUCUUUGAAACGUAAUUUUAAAAAGCUUGUAUCAUUAGAACGAAGGCAGAAUGACAUAGCUACACUUCAUGGCAUACGAGCUAUAAAUGCACUAAUGCUGCUUUUGGCUCAUAAAAGCAUGGCUCUCUUUUUUAAUCCUUAUGCAAACAGAACGGAGAUGAGCGAAUAUCUUGGUAAACCAUGGACAGUCAUAGGAAGAGCUGCCAGUCUUUACACAGAUCCAUUUAUAAUGCUUUCUGGCCUUUUGACAUCAUAUUCUUUUAUUGGAAAAUUAAAGAAGACUGGCAACUUGGAUAUAAAAGAUGAAUAUAUAUCGCGCUUGAUCAGAAUAGUACCACCUUUGGCAACUUUGAUAUUGUUAUGCACUUAUGUAAUACCUUACAUCGGUUCUGGACCACAAUGGAACUUGGUGAUAACUGAACAUGCAAAUAUUUGUAAAAAUACAUGGUGGAGAAAUUUUCUAUUCAUCCAUAAUUAUUUUGGAUUUGAAUCUAUGUGCCUCACACAUACUCAUCACUUAGGCAUAGAUGUUCAACUAUUCAUUUUUUCACCUUUAAUGGUGCUUCUCCUUUAUAAAAAGCCAAAGAUUGGAGCUAUCAUUCUUACUGUGUUUGCUCUAUUUUCAACGGCACUUCGAUAUUUUGUAACAUAUUACAGAGAAUUAAGUAAUUAUAUCUUCUUUGGUACCUCAAUAAAACAACUAUUCGAUACUGCAGAUUUUUCAUAUACCCUACCUUCGCAUAGACUGACAGUUUAUAUAAUAGGAAUUUUUAUGGGAUAUUUGUUAAGACAUUUACCUAAGGAUUAUAAGAUAAAUAAAGUAGUUCUUUACACAGGUUGGAUUCUAUGCACAAUAAUGUGCUGCUGUGCAUUUUUUGGACCUGCAGGUAUGGGAUCUAUAAAUUAUAUAUACAACCCAAUAGAUGCAGCAAUGUAUAAUGCAUUUGCACCUAUUGGUUGGUGUGCCAUUUUCGCAUGGGCAACUGUAAUGUACCAUACUGGAAAUACAAACGAUUGGUUCACUAGAUUUUUAGCAUGGAAAGGAUUUUUGAUUACCACAAGGCUGAGUUAUGCAAUAUAUUUAACUCAAUUUCCAAUAUACUUUUAUAAUGUUGGAAGAACUCGAAGUGCAGAACAUUUUGCAUUCUUUAGCAUGCAAUUCGACCUAAAUGAAUUUUUAUGCAUUAUUGUUUUAUCAAUAAUUCUUACUUUAUUAGUUGAUACACCAUUUCAAAAUAUUAAAAGUUAUUUAAUGAAAAAAUCGCCAGAAGCAACAAAACAAUUAUCGAAAGUACAAUAAUUUUUUUUACCAAAUAAUUAUAAUUUAAUCAAAAAUACUGUAAAUAGCAUCUACAAAUUUUAUUUCAUUGUUAGUCAAAUGAAAUCCUAUAGCUUGCCCUCAUAUACAAUGUAUAUGACAGCUAAGAACAAUUAUAAUUUAUAUAAAUA